Molecule: messenger RNA, 363 nt
Organism: Lizanozyma spartinae
Lineage: Eukaryota; Fungi; Ascomycota; Pichiomycetes; Serinales; Debaryomycetaceae
Gene: TEN1
Product: Ten1p
Exons: 1
Coding region: 1-363 (120 amino acids)
Biological process (GO): telomere capping
Cellular component (GO): CST complex
Molecular function (GO): single-stranded telomeric DNA binding
Source: RefSeq, a predicted model, not a curated record
AUGGCUUGCCUCAUAGUCGAUCCCAAACAACUCACAUGGAAGUUUCCAGAAGCUUCUACCGCUCUGCCGUGUCGGGUUCGACUCGUGGUCCAAGUGGUUAACUAUGUAGACGAAAAGGAGUAUAUACAAGUUUGUCCAAUCCCAGGUAUUGGUAAUAACCGUAACAAUAAUGAAGCGUUCUCCAUUGAUGUUCAUAAUGUGUUGGGUCAAUUGAAACCAGAAUCUGUAUAUGGAGGUGCUAUUAUAGGAAUAGGGGCUUUCUGGGAUGGUAUUGAACUAAAUGUGUUUGAAUGUCAACCAAUAAACGGUCAAGGAUUAGACGCAUCACUAUUGACUAGCAUGUCGGAACUAGAACCAAUAUAG